CUCCCCCCUCCACGCCAGGCUCAAUCCCCAUGCCAGCUGGGCAAUACCAUAACCAACGCUAGCCCGGUGUGAUCUAGCCAGCGUUUCUUGGCAACCGCCACCCUGCCCCACGCCCCACGGUCUAACAAGCCAAAUUCAAGUAGGUUAGGAGCAACACAUCUAUUUGUAAGCGUUCAAAUCGUGAGCAUAUCUUUUUCCAUGAAUACGGUGGACAAGUGCAAAUCAUAGACGCCUUAUUAUAGCAAGAGGAAAUAAAAGCAUGAGAUUGCUAAUUAGUAUAUGGGAACGUCCGAUCAACUUCCAUGUAUAGCCAAUCACCUGACAUCCUCCUACAUUCAUGCUUCACGCUCAGAAUUCCAACCAUCUUCUCGAUCGUAACCGAACACCAACAAAACAUCCAUUCAUCCAAAAAACCCUUCCUUCUUUCUGUUUCUAAUUCCCUCAUCAGUGUGAAGCCAUGUGAUAAAAGAGUAGGCAUUGGAGUUCUUGAUCAAUACACGGAAACGCUAUUGUCGUAGACUUUAAUCACUUAUGGCCGAUCCAAGAGCUAUCUAGCAACUUGUGUCAUGGAUCGUGAGACAAAAGAACAUGGUAGACUGAACUUUUCAUAUUCAUCUGCCAGCAGUGAUGUCUUUGAACCUACAUCAGUCAAUGAUGCUAAGACACGGACAUCUGUGAUAGAGUGGUUGAACAGCACACUUCCAAAUCUGAAUUUGCCUGUCAAUGCUUCAGAUGAGGAGUUGAGAACCCUUUUAGCUGAUGGUAUUAUUCUGUGUCGACUUAUGAACAGACUUAGACCAGUAUCGGAUAUCGAGUAUGGUAAUCCUCGUCAGUCAUCAGAGGCCCACUCAGAAAAUGUUAGCAAGUUUCUUGCAGCUAUGGAUGAGAUGGGUCUACCCCAUUUUAAUAAAUCAGAGCUAGAGAAGGGAUCCAUGAAAAUAGUAUGGGAAAGCCUCUUAACGCUUAAAGCACAUUUCAUGCCAAAGAUUGCAACAUAUAGUCCUAAUGCUUCCUCGCCAAAAAGUUUUGCAAGUGACUCUUUGAGAUGGAAACAUACAGAUGAACACGGUGGAACUAGUGAUAGCUUCCAAGAAGACACAUCCCCUCGUAAAGUUCAGCGGGCUUUACGCAAUUCUGAGGCUACAGGUGCGUUGAUGCACCAUGCUGGACAUAAGUUUCAUGAAGUUUUUCAGAUGAAACAUGGUGGCUAUUCCGAUCUUCCUGCGGCAAAAAUCUCAGAAUUGAUGAAAUCAAAUAGUUUGGAUAUUGCCCCGACACAGUCGCUUCUAAGCAUGGUUAAUGGGAUUUUAGAUGAAAGCAUGGGCAGGAAGAAUGGUGAAAUACCUCAUCGUGUUGCUUGCCUCAUGAGGAAAGUCGUGCAGGAGAUUGAACGGCGUAUUUCUACUCAAGCUGAACAUUUACGGACUCAAAACAAUCUUUUUAAAACCCGUGAAGAGAAAUACCAGUCAAGAAUUAGAGUCCUUGAAGCCCUUGCAAAUGGCACCAGUGGAGAGACAAAGGCAGUAAUCAGCCACUUUGACCACAUGAAGAUGAUGAUGAGCCCAUUUGACCAGAUAAAGGUUGACGUGACCAGAACAGGAAGUAGCAAGAAGGAUCCAGUUUUACAGGCAGAUAAGACGAUACUGUCUCAGGAAAAGAAAAUCGAGGAUGAGGAAGCAAAGAUGAAAGAAAAGGAUAGCAAAAGUAGUGAAAUUGCAGCUUUGAAGAAAGAAAAGGAUAGCAAAAGUAGUGAAAUUGCAGCUUUGAAGCAAGAAUUGGAGAAUGCCAGAAAAACACAUGAAGACCAAAAAGAAGCUGCAAGAAAAUCUCAACUAGAUCUUGAGAAGCAACUAAAAGAUGUUGAAAAUCGUCUGAUAGAAUCACAGAUGAACUUGGAAGAUGUUGAGGCUAAAUCUCGUUCUAAAAGUCAAUGGUGGACCAACAAGGAGCACAUUUACAAAACAUUUACAGAAUUCCAACUUGGUGCAUUAAAGGAACUAAGAUUUGCUUCUCAAUCAGUACGCCAGGAACUUUUAAAAACUCAAAAGACCUACGCGCAAGAUUUUGAUAACUUAGGAACAAAGUUCAAAGUUCUGAAAGAUGCAGUAGAAAGCUACGAUGAAGCUGUUUCUGAAAAUCAGAAGCUACACAAUGAAAUACAAGAAUUAAAAGGAAAUAUUAGGGUUUAUUGCCGGAUAAGACCAUUUCUUCCUGGUCAAAAGGAUAAUCAAUCAACGGUUGAUUAUAUUGGUGACAAUGGAGAGCUAAUUGUUUUCAAUCCCUCCAAACCAGGGAAAGAAAGUCGCAGGUCAUUUAAGUAUAAUAAGGUGUAUGGUCCACAUGCUACUCAAGCUGAGGUAUAUGGAGAUAUACAACAAUUGGUACGAUCGGUUUUGGAUGGAUACAAUGUGUGUAUAUUUGCGUAUGGUCAAACCGGAUCUGGAAAAACCUACACUAUGAGUGGCCCUGAUAAAGGAACUGAAGAAGAAUGGGGAGUCAAUUAUCGUGCUUUAAAUGAUCUAUUCAGAAUCUCACAAAGUAGAAGCACUUACAAAUAUGAAGUUGGGGUUCAAUUAGUUGAAAUAUAUAACGAACAAGUUAGAGACUUGCUAGCAAACGAUGCUGCUCCAAAAAAACUUGGGAUUUUAGCAACAGCAAGUUUAGCUGUCCCAGAUGCUAACAUGCGUGAGGUUAGUGAACCAGCUGAUGUGUUGAGAUUAAUGGAGAUUGGAUUUAAAAACAGAGCUAGAAGUAGUACUUCCAUGAAUGAAAGAAGCAGCAGAUCACACAGUGUUGUUACAAUCCAUGUUCAUGGAACGGACCUGAAGAACGGUGGGUCUGUAAAUGCUGGUCUUCAUUUGGUAGAUCUUGCAGGAAGCGAAAGAAUAGACCGGGCUGAGGUGGUUGGGGAUCGGCUCAAGGAAGCACAGCAUAUAAACAAAUCUUUAGCGGCUCUUGGAGAUGUCAUCUUUGCCUUGGCUCAGAAAAGUCCGCAUGUUCCGUUCAGAAAUAGCAAGCUUACUCAGGUCCUUCAAUCCUCUCUAGGUGGUCAAGCAAAGACACUUAUGCUUGUGCAGCUCAAUCCAGAAGCUUCUUCAUAUGCUGAAAGUUUGAGUACCUUGAAGUUUGCUGAACGGGUUUCCGGAGUGGAGCUGGGACCCGCUCGUAGUAACCAAGAGGCCAGUAAUGUCAAGGAUCUCAUGGAACAGGUAGCCUCGUUGAAAAGUACAAUUGCAAAGAAGGAUGAGGAAAUUGAAAAGCUACAAGCUAUUAAAGACAAGAAAAGCUCACAUCCACCAAGUGUUGGUCAACGUUCAUUGAGGUACGGGUCUUCUUCCCCAGUUUCUAAAGUAGGAAGCAGCAACAAGCGAACAGAUAGCAUUCGUGGCCGUAUGUCUCUGGACGGCUACGGCUAUAAACCAGUCAGAAAGGGGCAAUCGCCAGUUUCAAGUCAUGGGGAAGACACGGAUAGCUCCCUUGAAGGCAGCCCUUCCCGUGAUGGUUCCAAAUCACUUCACAGCACAAGCAAGCCGAAAACAGGCAGUAGAAUUUCUCGCCCACUGACAAAAAUAUCCAAGGACCUUCCUAAAGCUGCAAAAGGCAUGUUUAAGUCUACAAGUGGUAGCAGUUUGACUGCCAAAAGUCCUUCAAAGAGAUGGUGAAGUGAAAGAAUGAGCUAUUGCAGACUUAUCAAGCAUACUACUGGAUCAAGCAUGGAUUUGAGAAAGGUGAGUACACAAAGUUUUCUACAUGAGAACCACACAUCAACAUGAAAUGGAAGUUUUUGAAAAUAAAGUAGUAAGUGGUCAGAUUAGAUUAUAUUGUAAUUUAAUGAGAGUACACAUUUGAGAAUUUGUAUGUGCGUACGUGAUAAGUAACAACAAAACUAGAUAAGCUUAGAUGUGAAAUAUAUGAGUUAAUCGUAGAUAACUAAUCACAAAUAAGCUUAGUCA
Helianthus annuus (common sunflower) is the source of this 3953-nucleotide messenger RNA. RefSeq names its product kinesin-like protein KIN-14C. Bases 567 to 3662 code for a protein of 1031 amino acids. The record is from RefSeq and is a predicted model, not a curated record. Lineage: Eukaryota; Viridiplantae; Streptophyta; Magnoliopsida; Asterales; Asteraceae. Gene Ontology annotation, biological process: microtubule-based movement. Gene Ontology annotation, molecular function: ATP binding; microtubule motor activity; microtubule binding. The transcript has 26 exons.